This is a messenger RNA of Larimichthys crocea (large yellow croaker), 3839 nucleotides long. RefSeq names its product hephaestin-like 1b (gene hephl1b). The transcript is spliced from 20 exons. Gene Ontology annotation, molecular function: copper ion binding; ferroxidase activity. NCBI's taxonomy places the organism in Eukaryota, Metazoa, Chordata, Actinopteri, Sciaenidae. Gene Ontology annotation, cellular component: plasma membrane. Bases 140 to 3508 code for a protein of 1122 amino acids. The record is from RefSeq and is a predicted model, not a curated record. Gene Ontology annotation, biological process: iron ion transport.
UCUCUCUCUCUGCACACUUUUACAAGCGCGGCAGCAGCGGACGCACACCGAUCACACCCUGCUUGCAUGGGACAGUCACCGGGACUUUUCCACUUGUUGCUAAACCCGCUCAACACUCUGCCGUGCGUCUAACGGGACGAUGGUCUGGGAAAUGGCACGGUCACGGAGUUUGGGGCUGUUCGCCAGUUGUUUGUUGUUACUGCUCUGCAACGGUGCGGAGGGUCAGCGCGGCAGGGAGAGAGUUUACUACGUGGGGAUCAUUGAGGACUUGUGGGAUUACGCGCCCAGUGGAAAAAACCUGCUUAACGGGAAAGACAUCGAAAAUGACGAGCAUGCAUCUGUAUUCCUGGAAAAAGGACCCCACCGCAUUGGCAGUGUUUAUAAGAAGGCCAUGUACAGACAGUAUACAGAUGCAACAUACACCCACCUAGCCCCCCGGCCUGCCUGGUUAGGCUUCCUGGGGCCAAUACUGCGAGCGGAGGUUGAUGACGUCAUUGUGGUCCACCUGAAGAACUUUGCGACCAGGCCCUACACUAUGCAUCCCCAUGGUGUUUUCUAUGAGAAAAAUACAGAAGGGGCGCUCUAUCCAGAUGGGACGUCAAACAUGUUCAAGAUGGACGACUCUGUCCCCCCGGGAGGAAGUUACACCUACCGCUGGGAGGUCAGACCGGAAUUUGCCCCCACAGAUGGCGAUGCCAACUGCCUGACCUGGGUCUACCACUCUCAUAUGGAUGCCCCCAGGGAAAUCUCCUCAGGACUUAUCGGGGCUCUGCUCACCUGCAAGAAAGGAAUCUUGAAGGAGACUAAUUAUACAGUGCAGGGUCAGACAAAACCAGAAUCUGUUGAAGAGUCCGUCCGAAAUGAUGUGGACCAGGAUGUCUUCCUGAUGUUCACCAUAGUGGAUGAAAACAUGAGCUUGUAUCUGGAGGAGAACAUUCAGAGGUGCUCUGAUCCAGAUGGAGUCGACCAAGAAGACCCAGACUUUCAGGAGUCAAACCUGAUGCACGCUAUUAAUGGGUACAUGUUUGGUAACCUGCCCGGAAUCCAGUUAUGCCAGCACCGUGCAGUAGCCUGGCAUUUGUUUGGCAUGGGUAACGAGGUGGACAUUCAUUCUGCCUUUUUCCAUGGGAAUACACUACUGGACCGUGGCCACCGCACUGACGUCCUCAGCCUGUUCCCUGCCACAUUUGCUACUGCUGAGAUGGUCCCAAAAGCAAUGGGGAAGUGGCUGCUGACCUGUCAGGUUAAUGACCACUUACAGGCUGGGAUGCAGGCCUUUUAUGAAGUAAAGUCAUGUGGCAGUGAGGGCAGCCCCAUGUUGACGGGUGGCGUUGUGAGGAAUUACUAUGUGGCAGCAGAGAAAGUCCUGUGGAGCUAUGCUCCCUCAGGAAAGGAUCUGAUUAAUAAUGUGAGCCUUACUGAGGCCGACAGUGCAUCAGAAGUAUUUUUUGGCAAAGAUGAUGGAAAGAUUGGCGGUCGCUACCAGAAAGUGAUAUACAAAGAGUACACAGACAAUACCUUCACCACAAUAAAACCACCUGACUCUCAACACUUAGGACUCUUAGGUCCAGUCCUGAGGGCAGAGGAAGGAGACACUCUCUCUGUGACAUUCAUGAAUAAAGCUGAUAGAAACUACAGCAUCCAGCCUCAUGGCCUGCACUAUGACAAACGCUUUCAGGGAAGCAGCUAUGAGGACGGUGUUGCCAAGCCAGGUUCCCAUGUGCUUCCAGGGGAGAACUUCACCUACAUCUGGCAGGUGCAAGAAGGUCCAUCUUCAUCUGAUUCUCCCUGUAUUCCCUACCUGUACUAUUCUGCCACGGAUCCUGCCUUGGACACCAACUCUGGUUUAGUGGGACCUCUGCUUGUGUGCAAGAAAGGAGCGUUGGGGGAGAACGGAACCCAGAAAGGUGUCGACAGGGAGUUCUUCCUCCUGUUUUCUGUCAUGGAUGAAAACAUGAGCUGGUAUUUGGACGAGAAUAUUAGGUUGUUUGGCAGCAGCGACACAGAUCGUUUGGACGAGAACUUCAUGGAGAGCAAUAAGAUGCAUGCUGUGAACGGACUUAUGUAUGGGAACCUUCCCGGACUGGAGAUGUGUGCUGGGGAUAAAGUUCAGUGGUACACCUUCGGGCUAGGUACAGAGGUGGACAUCCAUGGUGUUUACUUUGAGGGUAACACCUUCAAGAAGCAGAGCACAACACGAGACACCCUCAGCCUGUUCCCUCACACCACGGCUACUGUUGCCAUGCAGCCAGACACUCCUGGUCUGUAUGAGGUGAGCUGCAGAGUAACAGACCACUACUCAGCUGGCAUGAGGCAGCGGUACAGAGUGGACCCCUGCACUCGACACGGAGAGAAGAACACACACAACCACCAACACAAACACACACAGCCAACCAAGAUUGUGCAGUAUUUUAUUAGUGCUGAAGAGAUAGAGUGGGAUUACUCACCUGAGAGAGACUGGGAGAUGGAGAACCACCACACCACAUCAGAGGACAGUCCAGGCAAUAUAUUUGUGGAGAAAGGGCCAAACAAAAUUGGCUCACGCUAUAAGAAAGUGGUGUAUAGAGAAUACACCGAUGAAUCCUUCAAAGUUCAGAAGAAACGACAGUUCGACCAACAGCACUUGGGAAUUAUGGGUCCAAUAAUCAAAGCAGAGGUCGGAGAGCAGAUUGUGAUCACUUUCAAGAACAAAGCCAGCCGGCCAUACUCCAUCACUGCACAUGGAAUUAAGGCCAGCGGCGCACACAUUCCUGUACAACCUGGCUACAUCAUUGAAUUGACAUGGGAUGUUCCACAAAGCUCUGGUCCAGGGGUCUCGGAUCCCAACUGUAUCUCUUACGCCUACUACUCCAGUGUUAAUUUCAUUAAGGAUCUGUACAGUGGUCUCUUUGGGACUCUGGUAAUAUGCAGGCGGGGUACUCUGCAGGGGGGUGACGGUCCCAAUAGACAGAGGAGUGAUGUGGAAAAGGAGUUUGCUCUGCUCUUUAUGGUGCAUGAUGAAAACCAGUCCUGGUACUUGGAUGACAAUAUUGGGACGUACCUCGGCGUCGACCCUGGUAACUUCACGGCGGACGAAGAGUUUGAGGAGAGCAACAUGAUGCACGGGAUCAAUGGUAAGCUGUAUGGUAACCUCCAUGGACUGGUGAUGAUGCGGGGCCAGAAAGUGGACUGGUAUCUACUGGGAAUGGGCAACGAAGUGGACAUGCACACCGUUCACUUCCAUGCUGAGACGUUUACCUACAAGACGGACCGCGUGCACCGGGCAGACGUCUUUGACCUCUUCCCUGGGACUUUCCAGACUGUGGAGAUGGUGGCCGGUAAUCCAGGGACUUGGUUGCUGCACUGUCACGUGACUGACCACAUCCAUGCUGGCAUGGAGACAACUUUCACCAUCAAUGAAAAAUCCUCAGAUGUCUUCACAUCGGCGGCGGGGGGAACUGAAGGCUCCCUAAAGACGCUGCUGCUCUCAAUGGCGCUCGGUCUUAUGGCUGUGGGUGGACUGCACUAAUGAAGGGACUCUGUGUGUUACCACAACACUGGUCAUUAAUGCACAUACAGUACAGGGACAAAAUCACUGUUGUGUACGUUUAUUACUAGAUGUACGUUUAUUACUGGAUUAUGUAUGUAAAUAUCAAGAAAUGAUCAAGCAAGUCAAACAGUUGAAAUGACUUUAUUUCUUAGGAUUAAAAGAAGAAUUUUAUAUUGGUGGGUUGUUUCUAUGUUGCCAUGUUCUGGCCUCUUUGCACUGUGUUUGUUGCUUUGCUUGUUUUGCAAAGCAUCGCUUUACCAAAUAUUUGAUUUCUAGUUGAAUGUGCAAUAAAGACAUUUAGUCAACGGCA